UACAGUUACGCAGCCAGAUUGCUGUCUAUCUCGCAGUCUUUUCUAUCAGCAUUGAACAAUUUGUCACAGCCUUACACCGUACGACAAAUACACAGCAACUUCCUACAGUAUAUAUGCGGCCCAACGCCCGUCUGCGUCGCAUUCGACAACAUCACCAUUACUCGCAGCGCCACAUCAUGAUCUAGCAGCCAAGCUGUGGUAACAAGACCAGCGAUUGCGACAGCCGGCGACGCCGAAACCAACGACCUUCCACCCACUCGCUCGCGACCUUUGCAAUGGAGGAGCCGGCAAAGGACCAGACGAACCAGUCCAUCGGCUCGGAUCCCGUCGAGGUCGGCGUCCCCCAGUCGCUGGCCCGGGCUGUCCUGUCUCGGCGCUCCGAAUACCUUCGCCCGUGCGAGAUUCGAGUCAAGGUGGGCACUUGGAACGUGGCGGCAUGCCCUGGGACGGAUAAGGACCUCGCCAGCUGGUUCGCUGAGGAUGUACCGGUCGACAAGGCGCUGGCAGGGCUUGACAUCUCUGGCGAUGAUCGUCCGCGACGCUCGACUGAGUCAGGCAAUGGCGAAGGUCUCGAACCAAGGCCAACGAGCCAAGAGAGAGACAAAGGGUUUGACCUCUACGUGCUGGGACUGCAGGAAGUGGUAGACCUCAACCGGACAGGCGAGUACAUGAGCCGGUUAUACGUCGACAACGGGCCCAUGGACAAGUGGAAGGCGGCGCUGGAGGCAGCAAUUCCCCAGGGGUACCAGCUUGUUGUGGCCGAGCAGAUGACGGGACUCCUGCUUCUGAUCUACGCCUCCCCCACGAUUGCCCCGACAAUAAGCAACGUCUCUACGCAACAGGUUGGGACUGGUCUUCUCGGCUACUUUGGGAACAAGGGCGCCAUAGCCACUCGCCUUGUGCUGGGAGAGACUACGAAGCUCCUGUUUGUCAACUGCCACCUCGCUAGCGGCGUAGGUCAGGCGGCUCUUGACCGGCGUUGCUGGGACGUAGGCCAGAUUUUGUCCAAGGCUCAGUUCGACCCCGUGGUGAUUGGAGGCGUGUCUGAUGACGAAGGGGACAGAAUCGGAGACGAAGACUUUGCCUUCUGGUUCGGAGACAUGAACUUUCGCCUCGAAGGCUUACCAGGAGACGACAUCAGACGGCUGCUGACAUUGCAUGCUCGCGGAGAGUACGACUUGAGCAACGACAAACCGGCGCCCAUUGAAGGAGACGACGGCAUCAUCAUCUCCCGGUCAUCCGAGAGCGACGACGACACAACCACCAUGUCGUCGAUGCACUCCAGAGACCACAGCUUCGAUCAGAGUUUCGACUCGGCGAGCUCCCUACCAGAUCCCGACGACUUCCCGGAAGACCCAAGCCAAGAUCCAGCCUCUCUACAAGCGACCAUCGACUCGCUUCUACCACACGAUCAGCUGAGACGAGUGAUUGCAAAGCAGAAGCUGUUCCAUGACGGCUGGAGGGAGGGACCCAUAACAUUUUUGCCAACAUUCAAGUACGACAUCGGUACGUUUGGCUUAUUCGAUACGAGCGAGAAGCAGAGGGCGCCUAGCUGGUGCGAUCGGGUCCUCUACAGAACGCGCAAGGACAAGGAGGCGCACGACAAGAAGCUGGAGGAGCUGAGGGAGGCCAAGCUCAAGGACGAGGAGAUGAGGGCGCGCGGGCUUGAGGAGGACGAGGAUGUGCUCUUUAGCUACGACCCCGACACCGACGGAGAGGAGCAGCCGCCGAAACCAGCAUACACCGAGGCGUAUGACGAGUAUGACGAAUACGACGAUAACGACGCUGGGCCAGCGGACGAUGCUCCGGAGCAAGCCACUCUUGAAUUCUACAGCUCUCAGCAGCGCAUCACAUCGUCAGACCACAAACCCGUCCUCUCCACGUUCACUCUGCGUUACGACGCCGUCGACCCGGAAAAGAAGGCUCGCAUUCACUCAGAAAUCGCAUUCGAGCUGGAUCGAGCCGAGAACGAGGGCCGGCCCGGCGUCACGCUGAUCAUCGAGGGCGGCCACGGCGCGACGGAUGGAGUGGUUGACUUUGGUGAAGUGGGCUUCUACGAGACACACUCGUGCUCCAUCACCAUUGCCAACACCAGCAGCGCUGCUGCCAGCUUCGAGUUUCUCCACGAGACCCAGACCAGCGAGGACGACCAAGGCGCAGCAAAGUGGCUCAAGACGUCGUUCCACCGGCCUGACGAAGACGGCACGAAGAGCAAGCUCGGCUCAUCGGUGACGCUGGAGCCUGGCGAGACCAUUCUGGCCAUUGUCGAGGCGCGAGUGUCAGAAAUUUCGCAUGUCCGCGCGCUGAAUGACGCCAGUUCCAAGCUGGACGACGUGCUGGUGCUGCGUGUUGAAGGCGGCAAGGACCAUUUUGUUCCCGUCCGCGGCACCUGGCUCCCUAGCUGCUUUGGCCGGUCGAUUGACGAGCUCAUCCGAGUGCCGGAGUGCGGAAUUCGCAAGUUUAUCAAAGCCAAGAAUAUUCAGGGGGCCAUCACGUACGACUGGGACGUGCACUGUUCUGCGCCGCGAGAGCUCUUCAAGCUCACCGAGGUCGUUCAGACCAUGGCCGAACGAUGCGUAGCCGACGAGGCAAUGCUCGAAGACAUGACUCUGCCGCGAGACCCCGGCUGGCCGCUGGACGCCGCGACGUGGACCGUGGAAGCGGGCAGGCGGGACGAGCUCAAGGCAGCGCUCAUAACAGCGCUGGACACAAACGCGCCACUGGCGGAUGCCCUGCCCGUGGAGCUCUUGUCUACGCACAAGCUGGAGAUGUACUCUUCCGUCUUACUCCUCUUCCUCUCGUCUCUCAUUGACGGACUCGUUCCGCCGCAUCUCUGGGCUAAGCUCUCCAUCGAGUUACCGAAUCUCAACACGUUACCGGUGACGUCGUGGCCCGACGUGAAGAAUCACAUACUCGACCUGCUUGCAAUGUCUCCGAGCCACAACAUUGCCUUUGUGUUUUUGACGGCCACCCUCUCGCGCGUGGCUGCCGAGUUGAGCCCUGCAACUGCGCCGGGGCCGACACCAGGCGCGUUGACCCGACGGCUCAGCUUCCGCCCCGGCGAGACUGAACCGGUUAGGAAGAGGAGGGCCAGAGAGAGGCGGUAUGCCGAGAUUGUGAGCCCGCUGCUGUUCCGAUCUAGCGACGAUAAGGACAAGGCGAAGAAGGACCGGCAGCGGAUCGUGCUGGAGAUGUUUCUCAGGAAGGACGAUCGAAGCUAG
Messenger RNA from Trichoderma reesei QM6a, 3221 nucleotides. RefSeq names its product phosphatidylinositol polyphosphate phosphatase. The record is from RefSeq and is a predicted model, not a curated record. Gene Ontology annotation, molecular function: phosphatidylinositol-4,5-bisphosphate 5-phosphatase activity. NCBI's taxonomy places the organism in Eukaryota, Fungi, Ascomycota, Sordariomycetes, Hypocreales, Hypocreaceae. The transcript has a single exon. The coding region runs from base 276 to 3221 and encodes 981 amino acids. Gene Ontology annotation, biological process: phosphatidylinositol dephosphorylation.